Molecule: messenger RNA, 654 nt
Organism: Lepus europaeus (European hare)
Lineage: Eukaryota; Metazoa; Chordata; Mammalia; Lagomorpha; Leporidae
Product: TATA-box binding protein associated factor 11 like protein 2-like
Exons: 1
Coding region: 1-618 (205 amino acids)
Biological process (GO): RNA polymerase II preinitiation complex assembly; transcription initiation at RNA polymerase II promoter
Cellular component (GO): nucleus; transcription factor TFIID complex
Molecular function (GO): transcription coactivator activity; protein heterodimerization activity
Source: RefSeq, a predicted model, not a curated record
AUGGACCGGACCUGCGCGACGCUCACCGACACAGGUGGGGGAGCAGGUGUGCCCUGUGAGAUGCCCUCCUCGCCCUGGAGCCUUGGGGCCACCAACUCUGAUGGAUUCCCAGAGGACAGAGACGAGCGCUUCGGAGAACUCGCAGAUCCAGGUGAACCCGAGAGUCAGGACGUCCCAGAUUCAGUGACAGGCCACAGAGACGACUCGUCCUUCUUUCCACCUGCAGCCAAAAGACCGAAAACGGAUUCCAAGGAGAAAGAGAGGAGGCCCAUUGCGGGUAAAGAGGAAGCUCAGAGGAUGGCCGUCCUGCUGUCCUCUCUCUCCGAGGAGCAGCUGACCCGCUAUGCACUGUAUCGCCAGUCGGCUUUCCCGAGGGCACUCAUUAAAAGCCUCAUGCAGUCCAUUGCGGGCAGAUCGAUGUCUCAGAAUGUGGUCAUCACCAUGGCUGGUCUGGCCAAGGUCUUUGUUGGGGAGGUGGUGGAAGAGGCUCUGGAUGUGUGCGAGAAGUGGGGAGAAAUGCCGCCGCUGCAGCCCAAGCAUCUGAGGGAGGCAGUCCGGAGGUUAAAUUCCAAGGGCCGGAUCCCCAGUACCAAGUACAAAAAAAUCAGGUUCUUCUAGUGCAUCCCUAGAUAGAAGGCCUGUUCAGGAAGGAAG